Myxocyprinus asiaticus (Chinese sucker) is the source of this 4438-nucleotide messenger RNA. Its product is annotated as centrosomal protein of 135 kDa. The transcript has 26 exons. Lineage: Eukaryota; Metazoa; Chordata; Actinopteri; Cypriniformes; Catostomidae. The record is from RefSeq and is a predicted model, not a curated record. Bases 302 to 3814 code for a protein of 1170 amino acids.
AUUUUCAAACAGUGUACCGCCACCGGAAGACCGUGCAUCCAUCGCGGGGAGGGGAGGAAAUCUGCAUUAGACACUGAUGAUUAGCAAACCUCAAGGCAGUUUCACACUAUGGUAGCACUGAGAAGUACCCAAAUCACAACAAGCAGACAGAUCCCUCUUGAUGAGUUGCUACAGUUAGCGUUGCAGAAUGAAGACUGAGGCAAAUACAGCAAACUGCCCUCUGACGACAGGCUGAAAGUUUGCUAAGAGACAGUAGAUAAACAAACACAAGCGUCCAACGGAGUGUUUACUUGUGUCGAAAAUGACUACCAGCGCAGAGCGGAAGUUCAUCAAUCUGCGGAAGCGUUUGGAUCAGCUGGGCUACAGACAGCCGCUGGCCAUUGAAUGCCUGCCAUUGGUCGAGAAACUGUUCAGUGACCUGGUCCACACCACUGAGAGUCUCAGGAAUGCCAAGCUAGCUGCAGGAAAGACAGAAAAGGAGAGUCGGAAUGUGGAUGCUGUUCUGGAGCCAUAUAAAGCUGAAAAUGGCCGUCUUGUCAGAGAGAAUAACGAGCUACACCUUGGGCUACUAAAACUGAGAGAGGAGAAGGAUCAGAUCAGCAGAGAGUUGAAGGCGUACAUCAGGAAACUAGACCAUGAAACCUCAGAUCUGAAAUUCCUCAAUAAUCAGUAUGUGCACAAAGUUCGGUCCCUUGAGAAAGACAGCAAUGCCAAGACUGCGCGUAUCCUACAGCUCCAGGAGAAGAACAUGCAAGCUGUUGUUCAGACACCAGGUGGAAAGAAGCGAUCAAUUCCAUUCAGACGCCAGCGGAUGCAGAUAGAUGAACUCCUCCCACCCUCCUGUGGCCCCACCCCUCCAUCUGUGGCACAGCCAGAUGAUCCCUACAUCGCUGACCUGCUUCAGGUGGCUGAUGACAGGAUCCAGGAGCUUCAAAAGGAGGUGGCACAACUGAAGCUUGACCUGGAGAGAGCACAAGCAGGAAUCAAACAUCUCAACACUCAGGUAGGAGAGCGAGAUAAAGAGAUUGAGCGUCUGAAUAGAGCUCUGGAUGGAGGUCGACCCAAUGAUGUCAUCUCUCUAGAGGCACAGAACAACAGCAAUGAAAAGCUUAUUGCUCAUCUGAACCUACAGAUAGAGUAUCUGCAGGAGACAAAUAGAUCCCUGGAACAGAAAAUUGAAGGACUGCAGCAGAGAAAGAAGACCGUGUCCAGUGAGGUGGCUGACCUGAGCGCUCGAAAUCAAGAGCUAUGUCAGGAACUCACUCAGAUAGACCAACUCGCACAGCAGCUGGAAAAAGAUAAAGAGAUGGUUCUUGAGACUGCUGACACAGAGCUGCAAGAGGCCAAGAAGGAGAUUCAGCGUCAGCAGCAGGAGAUAGAGAACCUGGAGGAGGUCAUCUCUAAAUUACGGCGGGAUAUGGCAGAGGGAGACCAUGAGAAAGACCGUCUGAGGGAUCAGCUGCUUGAGCUUCAAGAACAGAAUGAGAAAAUGGAGGGCCUCAUGAACUUUUUGGAGGAAGAGAAGAAGAGGCUUCAGGACAAAGUAGAAAGAAUGACACAGGCUGAUAAGGAGGUGAUUCUGGAAUUGGAGCGAAUGCGUGCAAGGCAUGGGAUGUGUGGGAAAGAUCACUCUCCAUCCCGUCUGGAUGCCUUUGUGAAAAGUUUAGAGGAGGAAAGGGAUUACUACAGACAGGAGGUGGAGCGAUACCGUAGGGUAAGGGGCAGGGCAGACAAAAGCCCCACCCCUAGCCCAGGUAGAGGAAGGAGUCCUAGAGGUAGAGGCAGCUUGCAUGGGAAGAGAGAUUAUGGAGAUACAGAACUCUCACGCAUAGUAAAGGAAAGGGAUGAGCUACAGUCAGUGCUGCUGGGCUUUGAGAAACACAUGGAGGACAUCCAGACAAGAGUUAAACUACUGACUGCAGAGAGAGACCAGCUCAGCACUCAGUACCAGCAGGCUCAGGAAGAGCUGAGACAUGUCCAUAGAGAGCUUGAGUCCUCUGAACUUCAGCACAGGAUCAGAGAGGACAGUCACCAGACUCAAGCUGAACUCCAGAGAAUCAUUGCAGAGAGAGACAUGCUCAGAGAAAGACUCAAGGUUGCUCAGACCACAGCUCUAACAGACAGAGAACAGGAGGAGUUUAGAAUUCUUGACCUGGAGAACACAAUUCAGAUGCUGGAGAGAGAGAAGGCUGAUCUGCGCACUCAGGUGGCUGUGCUGAAAGAGAAUCGUGUUGCUGUUGAGAAAGAGCUGAAGGCUCAGUCAGCAGUGCUGGUGCAGAAUGUAGAGGAGACCACACAGCAAAGAGCCGAGUGCAGCGCACUAAGGCUGCUACAGGAACAGAUGGAGCAGUCUCUCUCAGAUGUUCAGCACAGAUUAUCUGUGAAGACCAAUGAACUGCAGGCAGCCCACCAACAGAUUGACAAACUGGAGGAGAAAAUUGGUGAUUUGAGUAGACAUGGUUCAUCUCAGAAGGAUGAAGUAGCAGCUAUGCAGAGUGCAAUAGCAUCUCUAGACCGAGAGAAAGAUGCCCUGCAGGAUGCAGUCGACCAGAAGACUGAGAGUAUGGUGCUGCUUCAGCAGGAGAUCCACAGGAAGGAAAAGACUUUGGCAGAAGUCCGGCUUACUGUCACAGAUUUGGAGAACUCUCUGGAUCAGCUGAAGGUGGCAUUGAGCAGUCGUGAGCGGGAAAUAGCUAGUCUGCGCAGACAGCUAGACCAAUCACAGGAGGAGCUCUCAAAUAUCAGUCGAGACAGAGAGGUCGCGCUGAGAGAGAAUCGCAGAUUACAUGACGAUCUGGCCACCAUGACCAGAGAAAACCAGGCAGUGCAUGAAGAAAUGCAAGAAGCUCUGAACGAAAGGGACGAAUUGAAGCUCAGAGUUCACUCGUACAUCUCAGAGGUGGCUCGGAUAGAAAGCAUGAUGGCUGCCAAGGAACAAGAGAACAGGGAAAUGCUGGAGCGUUUCCGAUCCGUUCACUCUGAGUCAGAGGACAGAGAGCUGAAAUUGCAGCAGGCAGAGGGACUGAAUAACUCCAUCAGACUGGAGCUGCUCUCAUCAGACACAGAGCGUAGACACCUUAGAGAGAGAGUCUCACUGCAGGACAGAGAGAUACAGGAGCACUUGAAUGCUCUGCAGGCAUAUGAAGCUCAGGUGUCCUCACUGGCACGAACAAUGUCUCGUUUGGAAGAGGAGAUCCAGGCAGCUCGAGCUGAUAAAGCCUCAGUAUUGGCAGACCUGGCUUCUGUCAGAGAACUGUGUGUUAAGCUAGACUCCAGUAAAGAGGUCACAGCUCGCCAACUAACAACUAAGAGCAUGGAGCUUGAGAGGCUAACAGGUGAACUGGAGGAUGUGCGCUCGGAGGCAGAGCUUCUGAAAAAACAGCUGGCCAGUGAGCGGCUCACAGUACGCAAUCUGGAGACGCUGCUCUCCACCAAUCGGCAGAAGGAGUUUCAGACGCACAUGAGUGCCAGCGAGAAAGAGUCUGAACUCAAAGUGCUGAAGGGCCGCUUAACUCUUGCAGACAGUAAAACAGCUAGUCAUGCUAGAGAGGUUUCUCAGUUGCGUGGAAAAGUGUCUCAGCUACAAACAGAAAUGGAUGUCCUCAAGAGACAGCUUACCUCUGAGCGCUUUGAAAGGGAGAGAGCAGUGCAGGAAAUGCGCAGACAAGGCUUGUCUUUCUCCUCUCUGCGUAGCUCCUCCCCUCUCAGUGCCUCUCUCAGUCCUCGGCCUGUUUCUCCUGAGCGCUCCAUCCUUCGUAUUCCAGAGCGCUCCAUAGACAAGACGCCAGAAAAAAGUGUGAGCUUUAAGGACUAGCCAGGCUUGAAGUGCAAAAGAAAACGAUGGCUUAUAACACUGGUCAUAAUACCUCGAGAGAGCGGCCUGUCACAUUUGCACUGUCAAGACAUCACAUGAAUAUUUGUGGAAGAUUCUUGUGUGUAGCAAAUCUUGAAGAAACCUUUUGUUGGACCAGACAUGUCUCAGUCCCGACAGUCCUUCCUUUGGCUUUUAAAAACCUUUGUAUUUAAGUAAAAUGAUGCCAAAAAAAAGCCUGUCACUAGAGCUGUCAUUUGUCUAAUAUGUUUUUAUUAACUUAAAAGCAAUUGUAUUGCAGUGGUUGUGGCCCUGUUACAUGUUUGUAUUGUCUGUGUUUUGCAUAGUUUUGUACUUUUUGGAAUGAAAAAAAGUAACUUUUUAUAUCUUUACAUUGCAGACUUUUAGCAGGUUAAACUUGAGAGUCUGUGUUUUAAAAUGUGAAAGUGUGACCAAAUCCUUCAGUCAAAUUUAAGUUGAUAUGGCCAUGAUACAUAUGGCUGUAUUAAUGUCACACUACAGCAAACACUUGCUAUCCAAACCCUUUUUUUUUUUUAUGUUUACAUGUGUAUAGUAGAUGGUUCUUGUAAACUGAUUAACUUAUGAAUAAACAUAAUUUUUAAAUGA